Messenger RNA from Gorilla gorilla gorilla (western lowland gorilla), 3293 nucleotides. RefSeq names its product paralemmin 3 (gene PALM3). The record is from RefSeq and is a predicted model, not a curated record. NCBI's taxonomy places the organism in Eukaryota, Metazoa, Chordata, Mammalia, Primates, Hominidae. Bases 625 to 3054 code for a protein of 809 amino acids. Gene Ontology annotation, cellular component: membrane. Gene Ontology annotation, biological process: regulation of cell shape; negative regulation of cytokine-mediated signaling pathway; response to lipopolysaccharide. The transcript has 7 exons.
AUCUGCCAGGUGUGGUGGCUCAUGCCUGUAAUCCCAGCACUUUGAGAAGCCGAGGAGGGAGGAUUGUUUGAGCCCCGGAGUCUGAAACUGCAGUGAGCUAUGAUCGCACUACUACAUUUUAGCCUGGGCAACAGAGUGAGACCCCCAUCUCUAAAAAAAUAAAACAGUCUCCAGCCUGUGUGCUAUGCAAUGGUGCUCUCCUGUGGGUGAGUCUUGGCAGGCAGGCAGACUCAAGAUGAUUGGGGUGCCAAGUAGAAAUGCCAUUCUCUGGUGGCAGGGGGAGUCACCGACUCAGUACUCUCACCCCCACGCUUGACCACGCGUGUGUGAAAGUGUGUUUUCCGGGAGGCAGCUGAGUGCAACAAAGAGGCCAGAGGCUGGUGAAUAAUUUAUCAGGACAGCUGAUAGUACCUCCCCAGAACUGCCCUCCAGCCCCCAGCCCCCCUCUCUGGUGUGCCUCCCGCCUCCCUGGCCCAAACCUGCUGGACCAGCUCUCCCGGUGCGGUGCCCGCCCGCAGCACCCCCCCAACUCCAGGCAGCCAAGUCACAGCCUCCGGGGCACCUUCAGGCAAGCGGGUGGUGGGUCCAGAACUCGGAGACCAGAAAGUGAACUUCUGGGCAGAGAUGGCCCUGCAGAGCCAGGUGUGGUCUCUGGCCACACCCAUGCCCAUGGCGGAGAGCUCCCUCUACCGGCAGCGGCUAGAAGUCAUCGCUGAGAAGCGGCGGCUGCAGGAGGAGAUCCGCGCCGCGCGCCGGGAGCUGGAGGAGGAGAAACUCCGCGUGGAGCGUCUCAAGAGGAAGUCUCUCCGGGAACGUUGGCUAAUGGAUGGGGCAGCUGCAGUGCCAGAGCCAUCCGAAGACUCCACCUCGAAGGACCCCCAGUCACCUGAGGGCCAAGCUCAGGCCCGAAUCCGGAACCUGGAAGACAGUUUGUUCACACUCCAGUCCCAGCUGCAACUGUUGCAAAGUGCUUCCACAGGUGCCCAGCACAAGCCCUCAGGCAGGCCCAGCUGGCGCAGACAGGGUCACCGUCCUCUCUCCCAGUCCAUUGUCGAGGCAGGUUCUGUAGGCCAGACUGAUCUGAACAAGAGAGCCUCCCUGCCGGCUGGACUAGUGGGCACGCCUCCAGAGUCCCCCUCUGAGCCCAGGGAGGAUGUCUUAGGGUUUCUGCCAGGCCCCAGGCAGGUCCCUGGGGCAGCAGGAGACUCCUCAGAAGCCAAUGGCCCAUGCCCCAGCCCUAUCCCCACUCCAGAGCAGGGGCUAAGUCAGAGGGCAGUGCCAUCCGAAGGGCGGGUGGGUGAGGCCAAAGGAGGGGGCGUGGUGAGUGUGGUGUGGGAAGGGCUGAGGGCCACAGAGGACUGUGCCACAGGGGCCACGGGCCCCGAGCUGGAGGCUAAGGUGGAGGAAGUGGUGCUGGAAGCCAUCGGAGACAGGAAGGGAGCUGGUAGCCUGGAGCUCCCGGCCUGGGUGAAGGAGGACAGGGGCAUCGUGGAGGUGGUCUGGGAGGGGGUGGGUGGCAGCAAUGCAGAGGCCAUGGGGGAGAUAGGCAGGGUCUCUGAGGUCGUGCAGACUAGCUCGCCUAGGCUCCAGGAGAGAUUAGAGGCAGCAGCUUCCAUAGAAGGGGAAGAUGUGCCGCAGGGCAGCCCUGAGGGUGAUGGGCAGGGAGGCUCUGGAGGAGAGGAGGGAUCCUUCAUUUGGGUGGAGAGAGUGACCCUCAGUGAAGAGUGGGAGGAGCUGCUGGUGGAGGGGUUGGAAGGGCCCGAGGUGGCAGGGAGGGAGAGAGGAGAUGAAAGCCUGCUGGGGGCCAAGGGGGCCGAGAUGGGAGGAGGCAAGGAGACCUGGGAGGCAGAGAAGAGAAAAGCAGAAGAAUCCAUGGGAAUAGGAAGUGAGGAAAAGCCAGGGACAGGGAGGGAUGAAGCGGAGAUGUCACCAGUGGUAGAGAGGAAAGGAGGAGAGAAGGAGUUGGAGCUGGAGAGCAGAGGAAGUGCAGAAAAGCUGGGAACAGAGAGGGAAGGAGUUGAGGAACCACUGGGCAUAGAGAGAAAAGUUGAGGGACAUUUGAGGGCAGAGAAGGAAGGAGAUGAGGAAAAGCGAGGGGCAGAGGAGGAGGAGGUAGAAGAACCAUUGGGAGUAGAGAAGAAAGGAGGUGAGGAAGAGCCAGAGGCAACCAAAGAACCACUGGAGGCAGAGAGAAAGGGAGGGGAGGAGACACUGGAGGCAGAGAGAAAGGGAGGGGAGGAGACACUGGAGGCAGAGAGAAAGGGAGGGGAGGAGACACUGGAGGCAGAGAGAAAGGGAGGGGAGGAGACACUGGAGGCAGAGAGAAAGGGAGGGGAGGAGACACUGGAGGCAGAGAGAAAGGGAGGGGAGGAGACACUGGAGGCAGAGAGAAAGGGAGGGGAGGAGACACUGGAGGCAGAGAGAAAGGGAGGGGAGGAGACACUGGAGGCAGAGAGAAAGGGAGGGGAGGAGACACUGGAGGCAGAGAGAAAGGGAGGGGAGGAGACACUGGAGGCAGAGAGAAAGGGAGGGGAGGAUACACUGGAGGCAGAGAGAAGGGGAGGGGAGGAGACACUGGAGGCAGAGAAAAGGGGAGGUGAGGAAUCAUUGGAGACAGAGAAGACCCAAGGGACGGAGGGAGAUCUGAAUCUAGAACAACAAGGGUCCAGGGAAGGAAGUGAAUCCCAGGCAGAGGAGGUGAAUGAGGCAGGGCCUCCCCUUGAGGCUAACACGGAGACAAGGCCAGAGAAGGAAGCACCCCAGCCCCAGGAGAAGCCAGUAGGAGCCCUGGAGGAGGGAGUGAAACCCCAAACCGCUGCUGAGGGCCAAGGCCCCUUGGGGGAUGCCACACCCCUUCUGGCAGAGACCCCAGCCCCAGAGCAGCCCGCCGAAUGCCAGCCACUGCUUCAGGGGGAGGGGCCCAGCGCCAACCCCAGUGCCCACCCUGUGCCCACCUAUGCGCCUGCCCGGCAGCCUGAGCCAUCUGCCCCCACCGAGGGUGAAGAGGCAAGUGGCCCUAAGCAAAAGACGUGCCAGUGUUGUGCGGUCAUGUGAACCCAUGCUCCUCCACCCCAUGUCCAGCUCCUCUGACAGCUACCUCGGCCUCUUGGCACCCAGAAGAGGGUCCCAGGCACAGACAGGGCACCACAGGACUGGCCGUGGCACCUGGGAGCCAGCUAGCCUGCACGUCCACCUACACCUGGGCUUCCAGACCCCUUGCCCACUGCCUGUAACCCUGGCCUCCUUCUGCGAUGAAGCCUUUAUACUUGAAAAUAAAAUGUGAAAGCACUCAA